Juglans regia (Persian walnut) is the source of this 5860-nucleotide messenger RNA. RefSeq lists its product as uncharacterized. The coding region runs from base 781 to 2403 and encodes 540 amino acids. Gene Ontology annotation, molecular function: acetylglucosaminyltransferase activity. The record is from RefSeq and is a predicted model, not a curated record. NCBI's taxonomy places the organism in Eukaryota, Viridiplantae, Streptophyta, Magnoliopsida, Fagales, Juglandaceae. The transcript has 3 exons.
GGCCCCUUUAUUUUCAAAAAGAAAAAGAUGAAUUGGACUUCUGAAUUGUUCUUCAGAUCUUGCCUCCCACAAAUCAAAAUUCCAGAUUUGUAGAAUGAAAUCACAAACACAAUGUGCUUGCUCCCUCACAGAAACGACAAUGCUAGUAGUAGUCUCGCAGAGCAGUGGAAAUGAUUGACAUUAUUUUUCUACAGAUGCCAUUAAAGCCGCCCUUUGGUAAAUCCUCCGAAAAAUGUUCCUUUUCUUCCUGAUUCUGCAUCAGCAAGCUUAAUCUGCAUCACCUAGAAUGAUAAAGAUUUAAGAGAAAUUAAGGGGUUUAAAGGCAAAAAUACCGCAGCCCAGAAACAGGUGUCCACAGGGUUGCUGGCAUGCUCCAACGAUGGCAGGACCAAGCUCUGCCAGUUGAGAAUUGCAGAAGAAAGCUGCGGGAUUUUGACAUGCGCAACCUCGCAGCGGAGCCGAAUGCGUACAUGGAAUGGGAGGAGGAGAAAUGCGGGAAGACAAGAAACGUUGCGUUUGGUUGAAAGAAGAAGAGGGAGAAACGCGAACCAAAGCAACGCCAGCACGGGGACGCAAUGGUUCAAGUUCAAAAUUUCAACCUCAAAGGCAUGCCAGCAGAGCAGUAGCGGAGGCUCUCUUUAAAUUUCGAGAAAAAAGAAAAAACAAAAGGACUCACAAUCCAAGAGAAACUCCAGAAUAGAAAGAGAGACAGAGACCGGAAACGAAGCGAAAUCCCCUUUCUGGAGGCGAUUUCCUUCGCCCUGAACGGGAUAAUCGUGGAUGGCGAACGGUGGAAAUGAACGUUGGGGGACUAUGACGGUGUUGAAGAUGAACCUGAACCGCACCGCGACGACGCCCUACCAUAACAAUCGUCGAAGCCGUCCGUGGAGUCAUAGCCGCACGCGCACUGCCCUCGUGGCCGUCGUGGCGCUCCUCCUUUCCACCGCCGCCUGGCUCUCUCUUGUCUUUUCCGGUACCACCACCCACUGCUGGCACCGGUUCAAGGAUUGGGAAGGCAGCCCCCAUUCUCUCCAUUGGGCCUGGAGAAACCGUCGUCGUUCCCAUCUUCCUUCUUCUUCAGUCUUCUCCUCGCCACCGUUGCGGCAUCAGUUUUCCCCUCACAAUCGUACCCGGGGGGAUGAUUUGUCCCUACGACACGUCGUGUUUGGCAUAGCCGGUUCCUCGCGGCUCUGGAAACGGCGCAAGGAAUUCGUGAGGCUCUGGUGGCGUCCUCACGAUAUGCGGGGCCACGUCUGGCUGGAAGAGGCGGUGCCUCGCGAGGAGGGGGAUGAUUCCUUGCCUCCCGUCAUGGUUUCCGAGGACAUAUCUCGCUUCCGCUACACCAAUCCCACCGGCCACCCUUCUGGACUCCGCAUUUCCCGCAUAGUCACCGAGUGCUUCCGCCUGGGCUUACAGGAUGUACGCUGGUUCGUUCUGGGAGACGAUGACACCAUUUUCAAUGCCGAUAAUCUCGUCGCUGUUCUCCGCAAGUACGAUCCAUCCGAGAUGGUUUACAUCGGGAGUCCAUCAGAGAGCCAUUCUGCCAAUACCUAUUUCAGCCACUCCAUGGCUUUUGGCGGUGGUGGGAUCGCUAUCAGCCGCCCGCUGGCCGAGGCACUCUCCAACAUUCAGGAUGACUGCCUCGACAGGUAUCCCAAGCUCUACGGAAGUGAUGAUCGACUCUAUGCCUGCAUUUCUGAACUCGGCGUUCCCCUAACAAGGGAACUUGGCUUCCAUCAGUGGGAUAUUCGGGGUGAUGCACACGGUCUUCUAUCCUCUCACCCCAUUGCCCCUUUUGUCUCAAUUCACCAUAUCGAUGCUGUUGAUCCUUUUUAUCCGGGCUUGAGCUCGCUGGAUAGCUUGAAACUCUUUGCAAAGGCCAUGAGGCUCGAACCCAGAAGUUUCUUGCAGCGAUCAAUCUGCUAUGACCGAGCACAUAGCCUCACUUUUUCAGUCUCACUUGGUUACGUGGUUCAAGUUUUCCCAAACAUCGUUCUCGCCCGUGAACUGGAACGUUCAGAGCUCACCUACACUGCAUGGAACAAAAUACGUGAGAGGAACGAAUUCGACUUCGACACUAGGGAUCCUUAUUCAUCUGUGUGCAAGAAACCUAUCCUUUUUUUCUUGAAAGAUGUAACAAGACAAGGUAAUGCUACACUGGGUUCAUAUGCGCGGGCCAGAGGAAGAGAAGAUUUGAAGAGGAAAGUUAUCUGCUUUCCACGUUCGGUUCCUCUCCGCUAUGUGAGCAAUAUUCAGGUCGUUGGGUAUCCACUGAGCAAGAAUUGGCAUUUGGUACCUCGUCGGUUAUGUUGCAAAUUGAAUCAAACCUCUGAAGAAGGUCUUAGAUUAACAGUUGGACAGUGUGGGAAGGCAGUUUUUAGUUCUGUCACCGAUUUUGCUUGACUAUCAGCUAGGAUAGAGGCACUUCUGUCUACUCUUCUGCUGAUUUGGAUAUAUGAGAACUACCUGAGGGGGGGUGUCUUCAUCGUCGUUUGUUUUGUAAUGCUGAACCCAUUGAUACUGUCUUUCAACGGUCAUGUAUCAUCUGAGAUCCGACAUUUGACAAUACAUUCAUUCUCAUAGAGUGCAGAUAUGAGGGUACUAUGUUCACAAAGUUCAGUUGAAGACAAUCAUGCGACCCUUAAACUCGGGUACUAGCAUUGUUUACCGUCAUUUUUGUCCAGAAGGUAUUUAAUCAUGAGAUAAGAUCUAACAGAUGGAUUAUUGAAGGCCUUCCUUCGAAGAAUAGGAGACUUUUGGGAGGGGGAAUUUAUUACCAUCAGAGUUGCAUACAUACUACUUGAUGUUGGCUUUAUAGAUUCUUUUUAUUUUGGAAUGAUUAGCCACAUCUAGGGCCAAAUAUCUUGUAGACAGAGAAGUUUAAGAGUUUGAGUGUCCAUAAGUCAAAUCUGUGUUUGUGAAACUAGUGAGAUUUUUAACAUUUAUUGACCAGAGCACCUUCUUUUCAAAUGAUGAUAAGGAAAACAAAAUUUGUUUCACUAUAACAUAUCUACAAUAGUCAGGGAUACAUGUGUGUGUGUGUGCAAAGAAAUAUCAACCUUGGCUCUGCCAAGUUUGAAACAUUUUGAUGCUAGCCUGCCCAAUGUAUUGACUGGCAUCGGGCCAGGUUGGUUCCAUUCGAUUUGACCAAGUUAUAGCUGCAACAGCCCACUGAAACUAGCUUCUGCAGUGGACUUCCAUCCAUAGUUUUACUGAUUUUUUUAAAAGUGGUUUUAACGAUUUUUUUAGUAAUAGUUUAAUUCGACAAUUAGGUGUAGAUACAAUGAUUUUGAUGUUAAUUCCUUUAUUUUGGAGUUUUUAUGACUCAGAAUUUUGUCUCUUCAUAGUCUGAAAAGUUUUAGAAGUUGAAACCUCUUAACUGCAAGCAAUUGUGGAGGGUGUAUAUGUUUCCUGGCCAUUUGUAUAUUGCUAUGACUUGUAUGGUACAUGCUAUAGUAUACAAACUCAAAGUUUGGUGUCUCAUGAAAGUUAAGAUGGUGUAGGAGAGUAGGAAAGAAAUUUUAGACAGCAGUUUAAAAUGUUUUUAAUUUUCAACAGACAAAAAGUUUAACUGGUGUCUAGUUGUUGGAAAAGAUUAUGUGGGUCUACUCUUUGCAAUUGGUUCCUUACAAAAUUCUUGAAUGAUAGUUGAUGAAAGAAUAAUCGCAUUGACUUAGGAUCUUCCAUUGAUGUUAUAGGCGUGAUUAGAGAAGAUUUUAGGCUCACACUUCCAGGCUUUUUUAAGCAUCACGCUUAGAUUCUAGGCUCACACAACUGAUUUGAUUUUCUGCUCAACCGUAUAUCGUUGAUUUUGUUUUGAAAUUACUCAAAACCAUUCUGUUCUAAGGAAAGCAAGUAAUGCAAACAAAAGCAUAACAGAAGGGAGAAAAAAUAGUAGUGUAAAUCAACUUUGCUAAUUUAAUAUAUAGUUUUCUUUUUAAUGUGCCGAUAGUCUCGUCCCUUUUUCAUUUCGAGGGGAAGAGGGUAUUUUGUUGAAUUUUGUUAUAAUGCAUGGUGCGCAAGCUUGAGACCUUUGCUAUUUUUAUUUUGUUCUUGUGGAUUCUAAGUGGUUCAUGCUAUGUUGAAUACCAUCAAGUCUUAAACAUUAACUUCUGUUGAUACUUUAAAUGACGGCAGAGAAUCCAUCCUAACUAAUAUUUUGUGCCUUGAUACUUAAUGAGCACGAAGCAUUAUUUCUGUGGCUUGAGAUUUUAUUAUUUACCUAUUUGGUGAGCUCAUGCGUCUAGUGAUUUUGCGACGUAGGGGCCAUUGGGGAAGGAGUUCAGCCAUCUUUGAGUUGAUCAUGCCUUACUGCAGUUGCAGAGUGAUUGAAAAAGUUGAGAGCUAGAGAUCUCAAAGGUCACUCGCGCUGGAAAGGAAUAGGAGAUUGGUUGCAACCCCUAAUUUUGUUUUCAAAUAACCAAAUAGUUUCAUCAGGGAGGCUUUGUAUGUUUUGACAGAGUGUCUCAGUGAGGUGGCGGUUUCAUGGUGUUGCCUGGUUAAUUGGCAUUUGAGGUUGCUAAAAGAAUAGAUGAGGCUGAAGCAAGUGGCUUUCUAUCUUUGGUUGAGAUGAAAUGUGGGAAUAUAUAUGUUUCAUAGGUGAGCAAAACUAUGGGUCUUGGUGGGUUCAUGCAAUGAAAGCUAGUUUUAUGGCGCACCUAAGAGGGUGUCAAAGUAUGAGAUUGUUCAAUGCCAUGCUACUCUGUUACGCUGGGAACUUUUGGGAAAAAGUGGGAUAAAUGUGGCCAACAUAAGCCAUUACUGGCUCAUAUAUACAGCUGCAACUUGUAAUAUCAUGUGUGGGGCUUGUGCUGAUAAUAAAGUUGAUGUUUGGGAAGUUGUUGAGACUCAUCAAUGAAAUAAGAGAUAAUGUAACCCAUGUUUGAGACUGAUUAACACUGGGUUACUACAAUAAAAGAGAGAGUGUAAUUAGAUUGGUUGCCUUCUUACUGAUUGGAGCAGUAUUUAUAUGCUAAAGAUAGUUACUGCGCUUAGUUGGUAGUAUAGUUAAGUCUAGCUGGCAUAACUAUUAGCAGAUUCUGUUCUUCAGUGUAGUUAGAUUAGUCAAUGAUUAGUUAGGAAGCUAGAGAAUUUUUCUGGUUGAUGCAGGUCAGAUCACAUUGUGUGUAUACGUAUAAAAUUUUGUACUGUUGAUUAAUUACUGAGAAGUAAGUUUUCAUGUUCACAUAAUAUCUCUCUCCUCUUCGUUGUGUUUAUCUGUUUUUCUUCUUCUUCAUUAUCAUCAUCUCCUUUUUCUUCUCGCAUACAGUUGCAUUGCUGAUAUAGACCUUCCUUAUUUGUUGUCAUUAUAGCAUCUGUAAAUGUUUGCACUGCCACUUGAACAAGUUGUUUGAGUUCAGUCAGUUUUGGUCGACACUGAACUCAAGAUUGGUACGUUCUAACCACAUGGAAGUUGACUAAAGAUACACGUGGAGGUGUUUUAAUCUGGGCUGCAUUCUAUUGCAGGAACUGUGGGGUUAACAUUUGCCGAGGAAAAAAAGACAUGGGGGGAUAUCAGUUUCAAAGCAAUAAUCUGUGGGGUCCUGUGCAUGUUCUGAUUUGCUGCGGCAAUUUAUUGUAGGUCUGGUUUUUAUGUGCUUGAAGAUGACAUUCUCAUGUUAUUAGAGAAAAGUGAAUGUGGACAGUGAAUUUCCUUCCAUCCUGAAUAUAACCUUUUGUUAAUUGUAAAUUUAAACCCCUGUAAUGUUUCAAUAUCUUCAGCUCGGGAUGAGGUGUCGAUUUCCUGUGGACUCUCUUCCUCUUCCCUUUGCUGCAGGUGAAAUCUUGUACUUUGCUGCUGAUCAUUCAGCUUUUCAGAUGAAAAAGAAAACAACUACCCUAUGACAAAUUCAGCCUUCUA